AUGGGAAACAGAGAAACUGGGUGCUUCAGUUGUUUUGAAAAGCAGCAGCGACUUCAGGGCCAAUCAAGUGAUAUGGCUUCUCCUAUAGCAUUUGCACCUAUGGAAAAUGACAUUUCUGACAGUAGACUUACCUCUGACACAAUUGAAAAAGAAGAACCAAAAGAUGACGGUCCGUUUUCAAGAGAUUCCGCAAUUAGGUUAAUUGACGACUGCCAGGAAAAGUUUUUGAGCAUUAUUAAGACUAACUUUGAAGAAGAAAAAUAUAUCCUAGAACACAACCAGGAAGGCUUAGAAAUCUUUUCAUGUGACACAAAUGAAGGUUUUAUGAUCAUCUCUCGAUGGAAAGCACCUUUUACCCCUGAGCGAAUUGUCAAUUUUUUAAGAUGCAUUGACAAUAGGAAGCAAUGGGACAAAAACAUAGCCGAUAUAAAGCAAAUAUGUGCAAUCACUCCUGACAUCUCCGUAUAUUAUCAAUUAUACAAAAAGGUUUUAGCUGCAGCACCUAGGGACUUACUUUUGAUUAGCAAAAUCACACAAGUAGAAAACACAAUGAUAGAGAUUUCGACUUCAAUAGAUUCUCCAGUUUUUCCUGAGAAGAAAGAUAUCGUUAGGGCUCAACUAUUUCUAGGAGGAUACUAUAUAAAGCCUAUAGAGAAAGAUACUGAUGGAAAUAUAUGCGAAGUCACCAAUGUCAGCCAAGCAUCAUUUGGAGGGAGUAUUCCAAAAGGCAUGCUUAAGAAAAUGAGCAUCAAGCUGGUCCCUACAUAUAUUAAGUCUCUUGUUGAAGGAAUUAAGAGCCAAGAUUCAAAAGAAAACAACAAUGAUGCUAAAAAUUAA
This is a messenger RNA of Blepharisma stoltei, 837 nucleotides long. Lineage: Eukaryota; Ciliophora; Heterotrichea; Heterotrichida; Blepharismidae. The record is from the annotation of a GenBank genome assembly.